Notodromas monacha is the source of this 3414-nucleotide messenger RNA. NCBI's taxonomy places the organism in Eukaryota, Metazoa, Arthropoda, Ostracoda, Podocopida, Cyprididae. The record is from the annotation of a GenBank genome assembly.
AAUGAACAGAAACAAGCAAAAGUGUCUUGGCGUGUGUCAGAACUCAGUCGAGUUCAGACAAUAGUCGGGGUGCUGAAUGAUAUGCUAUCUGCAUAUCAACCUUCUUCGUCCGUAGAAGAAAAGGAGACCCUGAAGCAACUGUAUAAUUCCUGUCUUGAACUGAGACCUGGUCUCCAACGUAUCGCUGAGCAAACCGACGACGGAGAGAAGGACGCCUUUGUGAACAUUGUGAAUGUGAGUGAAGAGUUGGACGCUGUAAUUCAAGAUUACGAAUUCGUGGUUGACGGGAAAGGAUCACCCUCGAAGAGACGAAAAUCAGGAACAUCGGAAGCUGCAUGUUUGCUUGAUCUGGACAUGCUGAAUUUAUCCCCCGAAGGGAAAGAAGCUGGAAAUAAGCAAGGCAAUCAAUCCCAGUUGUUGGAGGAAGUCUUCGGUUCGUCCGUUGAGCUUGAGAAGAUAAAUGGAUCUGGUUCCAGCAGCCAUCCUGAUUAUUUACAUCUGUGGGAUUUUGCUUCGAAAGAUUCUCCUGCUGCCCCUCAGUUGAUGCCACAGGUUUCAUCCGCUAGUAAAACUUCUUGGGAGGCCAAACCAGCGAUAAAAUCAUCACCUGCUCCCGUUGAUCAAAAAUCUUCAUCGUCAGUCUUUGAGGAUAUCGAGAAAAUGGCGAGGGAUCGUUUAUCCGUGAACAAUAUCACGACGAAGGUAAAACCAUCUCGGGACGAGAAAGUUGAAGUCGGUUCGGGUGAUACGAGUGCUAAAAUAACGCCACAUCGAGUGGUUGUGGAAGACACGCGAGAACUCGAGGCUGAAGAGAUUAAGGCGGGAAAACCUGUUGUUGAUGCCACGAGCGUUGUCAAUCUAAAUGAAAUUUCCCUGUCAUUGGACGACGUCAUUCCAGCGCGGGCCGGGACCUGGCCCGACCUGAGCGUCGCGGUGCUCACGUUUGCCAAUAAGUCCAAGUCCCGGGUCUCGGACUAUGUUUUCAAGGCGGUCGUGACGCCCAAGACGGUGCCUGUGCGAGUGUUGCCGCCGGAUGACGGUUUGACUGGACUGCCGCCGUGCAGGCCCUUUGUACCGCCGCCCAUGCUCACGCAACUCUUGCUGGCUUCCAACCCCAAAAAGGUACCUUUGUCGUUGAAGUUCGUAGUGUGUUACACGAAGAACGAUGACGAAUUGGAAUCGGAACGGGGGGCCGGUCCGAUGGCGUUGUUCGGAAGCGUGAGGAGUGCCUUUAGGUACCAACAAAGUUCCCUGAUUUUGCGGGAAACCGUUCUGGAUAGUUUCCUGUGGUCCAAAAGCUUUACAUCCAUGAGCAGAGUGCCGUAUGCUGCAGCAUUGUUCAGCAUGAUGGAGCAAACUGAUGAGGCACUUCCUGGUGCCUUCGGACGAGAUCUUGGCGAUUCAAGGAAGAAGACACAUGGGUUCGCUAACCAGCGAAGCGAAGCCGCUGAACAAGGUCCGAUGGCGUUGUUCGGAAGCGUGAGGAGUGCCUUUAGGUACCAACAAAGUUCCCUGAUUUUGCGGGAAACCGUUCUGGAUAGUUUCCUGUGGUCCAAAAGCUUUACAUCCAUGAGCAGAGUGCCGUAUGCUGCAGCAUUGUUCAGCAUGAUGGAGCAAAGUGAUCCUGCAGCUACUCCGGAGCAAGCCGAGGUUUGGAAGAACCCCGAGGCUCGCCCUGUUGUUGUUCUUGUGAGCUGGUUGUUGGCGAAAGCCAAACAUAUUCAGAAACAUGCGGAAAUUUAUCUGAAGCAAGGAUUUGACGUGAUCACGCUCGAGAUCAAGCCAUAUCACAUGCUCUUUCCGGAAAAAGGUGCUCAGCCAUUGGCAGAAGAGUUGUUGGAUUACCUCGUGGAUCACACGGGACGAAGGCCGUUGUUUUUGCACGGUUUCUCUGUUGGAGCGUAUUUCCACGGAGAGCUGCUGAACAAAAUGCGAGGGAAUUCCGACAAGUAUUCCGGAAUUGAAAGGAGAAUCCGUGGGCAAGUUUGGGAUUCCAUUGUGGACUACGAUCACAUCCCGAUCGGAUUCCCGAAAGCCGUCAGCAACAACAUGUUCUUGCAGCGUGCACUCGAAGUUUACAUCAGGUGUCAUAUGAAAGCAUUGAGUGCCGCAGCAACGAAACAUUACGUCAAGUCGAGCCGCGCGUUCCAGGAAUCGCCGAUUCCUGUGCCUGCGUUGUUCUUUGCAUCCCAUGCCGACCCUGUCGGGGUUGCUUACAAGAUCGCAGGCUGUGCUGAAAAGUGGAGUUCCUUUCACGGCAUUCCAACUUACGUGAAAGUUUGGAAAGAAAGCAAACACGUGAGCCACUACCACAUGCACCCGAAGGAAUACCAGGCUGAGUUGGCGGCGUUUUUGGACCACUUGGGAUUCCUGCCGAGGCCGGAACAAGUAGCUUCUUUCCACCAGGACAAACUUCCGACGGAAGUUUCCAAGAGCAACGGGAAACGCGACGCUCAAAAGUAGACUAUCCACAAUUUCAUCAUCUUUUCCUUUUUCCGUGCUGACGGUAUAUUCUUGUUGGUUUCUGUUGCUUUAUUUUAUUUUUUCCAGCAUCGAAAAAUUGAUACCGGCGAUUAAGUUUUAAAAGCGACGAGUCGGCGGCUUUCGGUUUUAUCCCGGUUGCUUGCGCGAUUUUCGUUGAAAUUCGUGAGAUGAUUUGUGCACCCGGAAUCGUAACGUUGGUGGAUUUCAAUUUCGAGGUGAACUGUGAUUUGAAGCGAAAAAUAUUCAAGAUGGGUUCUUUUUAUUUUGAGUUGUCGUGAUUAAGGAUGGACUGAAAGGAUAGCACGAGAUCUCAGAGGAUGGACAGCGGUGUUCUUGACCGGAGAGAAGGAAAAAUUCAUGAACGUGGACAGAGAAUUCGCUAAUCAUUCUACCUUGACUUCGCAUUCUUUUUGUGUUUAUGUAAUCACUUCUUUAUUUCCUGUCUGUUGUAGGAAAUUUUCCGCUUUCAAAAUCCUGGGAGUACAGUACAGUAUUUUAUGUGAAUAUAUUUUCAGAGGCAUCUAUUCAUUGCCUGGAUCUUUCUGCCGUUGAGGUUUGACGUUGCUCUGAAUGACUACCUGAUUUAAUUUUGCGGGCUAUAAAACUUCAUUUUUUCUGUUUAGUAGAGAAGGAUGCAUGAUUCGUGAGCCCUUUUUUUCAGGGAGGAGGCUAUCUUUUAUUCAGUUCGACAGUGUGAUAGUGAUUGCUCGUAUGAAGAAAGUUUUUUUUUCGUUUUGUCCGUUUAUUGUUGCGAGAAAAAAAUGUAACCAAACAGCCGCACCGUUGUAUUUUCUUGUGUUCGGAAAUCUUCUUUACCAUUGGGAACGAUCAAAAAAUCGGAAUCGAUCGCUUGACGCUUGUUCAAAGUAAAACAAAACCAGUUAUCGUGGGAUGGGAAAGAUUUUUCGUUGUACUUUUUCCCUGCUUGUA